Messenger RNA from Seriola dumerili (greater amberjack), 1934 nucleotides. It is a transcript of the gene btc, whose product is annotated as probetacellulin-like. NCBI's taxonomy places the organism in Eukaryota, Metazoa, Chordata, Actinopteri, Carangiformes, Carangidae. Gene Ontology annotation, biological process: positive regulation of cell population proliferation; positive regulation of mitotic nuclear division; epidermal growth factor receptor signaling pathway. The transcript is spliced from 5 exons. The record is from RefSeq and is a predicted model, not a curated record. Bases 248 to 811 code for a protein of 187 amino acids.
GUCCAGGGAGCAACCUUGGGCUGUAUGUGUGCUUUGGUUAUAGCCUCAAGCUCUCCUGUCUGACUAUGAGCUUAACUGCCAUCAAUGAAGGACCACAAUACGACCCGCCACUGGGAAACUUUCACAGCUUGUCCACACUUUUUUCAAAGGUCAUUGACCUCUGAGAAAUGACUGAUCCAGUUUGACUUCUACUCGCCAAUGACACUGAACUUUCAUGUGCACAUGAGCACUUAUAUGAAGUGAGGAGAUGGCCAAGGUGUACAGACUCUAUGUGGGAAUACUAACAGCUCUGGCCUUAUGCAAACACUGCCUGGCACAGGGGAAUGCCACUGAGGAGUCUGCCAAUCGAACUGUGUCCCACUGUCAUCGCCAUGGCAACAGAGACAAUUGCACAGCAGACACAACAGAUACGGGACAGUGGAAUGGCCACUUCUCAAAAUGUCCCGAGGAACUAGUUCACUACUGUGUCCACGGAGAGUGCCGUUACAUUAAAGAACAGAAGGCACCAUCUUGCAGGUGUCAGGGUGGUUUCGUUGGCCCCAGGUGUGAAUAUGUGGACUUGGACUGGCGGAUCGGCGAGAAACGACAAAUCAUCAUUGCCUGCGUCAUUGCAGGGCUUGUUUUCCUCAUUCUGCUCAUUGUAUUCAUUUGCAUCUGUUCACAUCGUAGGUGCAGAUUGUGUGGGCGGAGGGGAAGAAGGAGGGAAGAACCAAGGAACGGGACAGAGAAGCUCAGCAUGAUGGAUACCAGAGCAACACACACAACGUUAACGCCAGACUCAACAGAGCCACCUCACACAAAUACAGUAUGAGGAGUGUGUAUAAGUACGUGUGCGUCCACAAGUCUGGGGAUUGUUUAGAUAUGAGGGAUUUUGCCCGUCAUGUGACAGCGGCUGCCUUUUGUCUCACAGUGACGGCAGUGUGCUACAGGAGGUGCCUCUGUGCUGGACAGGACUGAGGCGUGCUCUAAGGGGGGCACUUGUGGAUAAACUGUGUCUCUGGCUGCGUUAGAUCAAGCAGGAGCACAGUUUGUACCGCUUCUCUUAAAGGGCAGCCUUGUCGAAAAGUGCAGAGCAAAGACGAUGCCUUCCAGGAUUUAUAAUAAACACAAAUUGGAGAAGAGUGUUGGGCUGGCAAGGAUGCAUUUUUUUCCAAUACUGGAGAGCAACAGGCACAUGUAGCCUUUCACUGAGUGCUGCUGACUGCACAGCACCAAAUGAAUUGUUGCUAUGUUGGAAAAAAGCUGUGACACCAGCUGGUAGCCAGUGAUAAGAGAUGAUCAUGUUUUUGGUCUGCUUUGGAGACACUUAGAUGCUAAAAAUGAGAGGAAAGGGACUGUGUGAAGAUACUCCAUGUUCUCUUUAGGGAACUCUUGUCUCGUAAAUAAAUCAUUGAAUGUAUAGAAAUAGCAAAAAAAAAAGUACCAGCAGUACAGUAUACUGUAGUCUUGUGUCAUAUAAUUUCUACUUUGUUUACUGCUACUUUUGCUUCAGUGUUUUGUCACAAAUACACAGUAUUGAUAUUUCAAAAUCUUAAUCACAAAAUCAAGAGUCAUGAUCACCUAUUCCUCUGUGCACAGCAACGUCUCCAUGUAAGCUCACACAGAAUAUUGUUACUUGUAAACAUUAGCAAUGCAAGAAGAGCCAAGAAGAGUCUCCUAUAUUAUUAAAGGUUGCAGUUCUGGACUCUUGGGUUGGUUGAGGACAAGGAGAACUUGUGCUGGAGGCUUUUUUGAUCUGUAUAUUUGGAGCCGGUCAGCCUCCGAGCUACAGAGGCAGAACAGCCGAGCCUGUGUGUGGAGGCUCGACUGAGGUGAAAGUGCUCCACUGUAUGAGACACUUUCCAAACUGCCAGCCUUUCACUGGUAAAGUGUAUCUGUAUGUCUGUAUCUAAAUGUAGAAUUAGCAGAGUUAGGAGAAAGUCAGUGAAGUCUGC